This is a messenger RNA of Bursaphelenchus okinawaensis, 411 nucleotides long. The record is from the annotation of a GenBank genome assembly. NCBI's taxonomy places the organism in Eukaryota, Metazoa, Nematoda, Chromadorea, Rhabditida, Aphelenchoididae.
AUGAACGCCAGCAUUUGCCCAGCUUUCCAAAUCACCGUUCCAGUCGCCGAGAACUCUUGCGCCCGUUUUUACGAAAAACAAUCGUACCCAUCGUACAGCCCAGGGUUUACCUGCAGCCCACUCGUAUAUUGCGGCAGGCAGACCGUCAGGAACAUCAGAGUCAUCUCACGGCCAUACAAAGCACGUAUCUCUAAAAAGCGUAGCAACUCUUCCCACGUCCAGCCCCAAAUUUUCUUCUCCGACCGGUCGACAACUCCAUCCGACUAUUGUUCAAGAGUGAGCACUCCAGACUCGAUCCGGUCUGGUCGCCAGCAUCCUUUGAUGCCGCACACUAAUGUAGAUGCUAUCCCCUUUUAUCCUAACAUCUUUUUGGGUGAAUGCGAAAGGUGGAACCUACAUAUCAAAGAAUGA